GCGGGGCCCCGAGUUGCCCUCAGCAAGAUGGCGGCGAAGCAGAAAGUGGGCCGGCGAGUGGCUCCCGGAGCGGGCCGCGGCAAUGAAGGGGAGGCUGAGCAGGUGGUGCCGCUCCAGGCCGUGCUGGUGGCGGACAGCUUCAAUAGGAGGUUCUUCCCCAUCACUAAGGACCAGCCGCGGGCCCUGCUCCCUCUCGCGAAUGUGGCGAUGAUUGACUACAGCCUGGAGUUCCUUACUGAGACAGGUGUCCAAGAAACCUACAUCUUCUGCUGUUGGAUGGCCCAAAAAAUCAAGGAACACAUUCAGAAAUCAAAGUGGAGUCGCCCCACGUCGCCAAACACCAUCCACGUCAUGAGCUCUGAGUCCUACCGAUCAUUAGGAGAUGUCUUGAGGGAUGUGGAUGCAAAGUCACUUCUCCGCUCAGACUUCAUAUUAAUGUAUGGAGAUAUUGUGUCCAAUAUGAAUGUGUCCAAGGCAUUGGAGGAGCACAAGGCACGGCGGAAGAUGGAGAAGAAUGUGUCUGUCAUGACGAUGAUUUUCAAAGAGUCGUCGCCAGGUCACAGGACAAGGUGCCAAGACGACGACAUCAUCGCAGCCAUGGACAGCAAAACUGGCCGAGUGCUGCACUAUCAGAAAGCCCGUGGACUGAAGAAAUUCCGAUUUCCCAUGCACAUGUUCCAUAGGAACAAUGAUGAGAUUGAAAUCCGCCAUGAUCUCCUCGACUGUCACAUAAGCAUCUGUUCACCACAGGUUGCAGAACUGUUUACUGAUAACUUUGACUACCAAACAAGGGAUGACUUUGUACGUGGGAUUCUUGUUAAUGAAGAGAUUUUAGGGAAUCAGAUUCACAUGCACGUGACGUCUGAUGAAUAUGGAGUGCGGGUCUCCAAUCUGCUUAUGUAUGAGGCUGUGUGUUCGGAUAUUAUCCAUCGCUGGGUCUACCCCAUGACACCGGAGAUGAACUUCACAGACGAUGAGAAAGGGUUCAGUGUCCACCUGCGGCACAACGUCUACCGAGCGUCAGACGUCAGCUUGGGCCAGGGAAGUGUGAUGGAAGAAAAUGUAGUGAUUGGCCAAGGCACCAUUAUUGGGACUAACUGCUUCAUAACGAACAGCAUCAUUGGCCACAACUGUGUUAUAGGAGACAAUGUGAAACUCGACCAAGCCUACAUCUGGAAUAACGUCCGUAUUGGAGAUGGGGUGGACAUUUACAGAUCAAUUGUAUGCAGCGAAGUGGAGGUUAAACCUGGAGUCAGACUGAAUGAACAUUGUGUUUUAGCAUUUAACGUGGUUGUGGGGCCUGAUAUAUCCCUUCCGGAAGGUACUGUGGUGUCCUUGCACUUGCCAGAUGAAGAAGAAGAUGAAGAUGAGUUCAGCGAUGACGCAGCAGCAAACCACGCACCGUCGAAAGCAAAGGUGAAAGGCUACAACCAGGAUGAAGUGGGAACACAGGGCCUGGGAUAUAUCUGGAAAGCCGCUAUUGAGAGUGAGAAUGAAGAUGACGAGCUGGUGCAGAAUAUGUGGGGCCUAACGUUAAAAUCCGAAUCUGGGAGUGAAAGUGAAAGUGAGAUGAGUGUUGGCUCACAAGAGGCAGACAGCAGAAGUGUCUCACCACAGCUGGAUGAUGCGAAAGUUUUCCAGAAUGAAGUUCUUGGCACACUGCAGCGAGGCAUGGAAGAAAAUAUUUCUUGUGACCACCUUGUACUCGAGAUCAACUCUCUCAAAUAUGCUUAUAACAUCACCAUGAAGGACGUGACACAGAUCACCACUAAGGUGAUCCUGGACGUACCCCUGCAACAGCACGGAGCUGAAGCUUCAGCUACCCAGUACUGCAACACUCUUAUCUCGCUUCUGAAGAAUUGGGCACAGGUAUUCAAGAAUUAUAUUAAGCGGGCCGUAGAUCACCAGAACUGUCUAGUUGCUCUUGAGGAGUUUUUCACUGAACACGAGAGGCUCUGGCCUGUCCUCGUCAAGGCACUGAUGACGUUGUAUCAGCUGGAAGUAUUGGCUGAAGAAAUCAUCCUCGCUUGGUUCUCUCAGAGUGCAUCCACAGAGAAGGGGAGAAAACUUCGAAAACAUCAGGGGCUCCAGAAGUUCAUCAAGUGGCUUGAAGAGGCAGAGGUAGAAUCAUCUGAAGGAGAGGAUUAACCACAUUUUACAGAUUCACGCGGAGUUUUCACAAACCGCAGCGUCACCAGUGCCAGAAGUGCCCGGUCAGGUCGGCCAGACCUGAAAUUCAUUUGUUUGUUUAAUUUUAAGUGCAAGGAGUAAAAGAAUUCAUAAGAAGAGUGAAAGGCUCUGAUCCAGAUGGGAAUGGUCUCUUGCCAUUUGAUGGCUCCUGCCAAUUUCCGCACUUUGGAAACACUUCAAAACUGGCACAGUCUUUCACACAGGGGACCUGUGUUUAAAUCGCAAAUCAGAUUCAUGGCAUCAAAGUCUCUGCUCGCUUUUAAGGGUCGUCUGUGGAAUAGGUUUGGGCUACUCCUAUUAGGCAUGGGUACACAGCAGAAAACACCCUCUCAUCCGGCACCAAAUUCUUAACCUUGCUUGGAGAAGUCAAAGCCUGGCUGGUGUAGAAAAUGGAAAAACAGGAGACCCUAAUGCAGUAAGGGGCUAGAACACAGUAUGGCAGUAUAAAGGUUUACUUUGAAUCUAACCUUUGAUGUACCUGCCCUGGCAGUGUUAGAUGGGGAUAAUAUAGAGGGAGUUUUGCUCUGUAUCUAUCCCCUUGCUGUGCCUGUCUUGGGAGUGUUUGAUGGGGAUAGUGUAGAGGGAACUCUAUUCUCUAACCUGUGCUGAAAGUACUUGAGACACAAAAUUGAGGGAACCUAACUAAUACAUGUUAUAUCUAACUCAGAAUGUUUUUGGGGACUUUAUUCUGUACCUAGGCCACAGUAUGUCUGAUCUGAGAGUGCUUGCUGCUGAUGAUAAUUACAAGGGAAGUAUUCCAUUCAUAUCAGGAACAUCCCUUACUUUGAGGGGCACGGCAAUUAAUUGAAAGAAAAUGUGACAGAUUUUAGGCAGGGUGGAGACAGGAGGAUGUUAGAUUGAAAGCUUCUCACUGCUGCUCUUUCGGGAAUGUCUCGUCGUAGUAGUCAUUGAACAGGAGAAUAAAACCACACUGUUCAGGGACUCAUUCAGUUUCCAAUGUCGCCUGAAGGGAAAUGACUUUGUAAAUAACUCUGUCUCCCUUCACUUGAAAUGCUGCUGAGUGAUUCGAAACAGACACGAGGCAGAGUUAAGUAGGGUUUGUGGUGCCAAGAAGGACAGACUGUGGUGUCAGAAGGAAAAGCUUUCCUUUCCCCAAGCGGCAGUGCCAGAGCUUCAUAUUUUUACUGCCUUCAUCCUGAACAAUAAUGUGGACCUUGAGCACUGCAGUUCUUCAUAAAUGUGCAAGCAAGCCAACUCCUCAGUGUCUCCUUACAGAUUAUGACUUGAUGAAUAUAUUUGGUGAUAGUGCAACAGUGAAAAGUUUCAAUGGUGAAUAGCUCUUUCCUAGGAUCAAUGGGUAAAGAAUCCACACUGGUUCAAAGACCCUGGAGUGUUCUCCAAAGUCUGUGCUGAGCAAGCUGAUGCCAGCAAGGAGGCUGCUAAACCUGCCCUCCAUGUCCCAUCCUUCUCUUCCUGAUCACUGAUUCUUGCUGGAAAAUCACGUGUGGAUUAGAACAGGAUCCAGCUUAGCUGUGAUUCCUCCUGUUGUUGAAUAGCCACCACUCAGUGUCAAAGUUGGCAGAUGAAGAAUGGUCAUUUUGGCAAAGUAUUGAUAAAAGCCCAGCUCCAAUGGGACCCAUACCCCAGUCUGGAGCCAGUGCCAGUGGUACCCUGUACCCCAACAUCUAUCCAGCACCUGUGAACCUAUAACCCAACAUAGAAUAGACAUGUAAGAAUCCAGCUGCUGUGAUACCUGUACUCCAGCAUUGAGACUGUCCCUGUGCAACUGUACACCAACAACCGCUGGCUCCUAUGAAACAAAAGCCAAAUGCUGCAGAUGCUGGAAAUCUGAAAUAAAAACAAAUUGUUGGAAAUACUCAACAGCUCUGGCAGCAUCUGUGGAGAGGGAAACAGAGUUAUGGUUUCAAAUCGAUGACUUUUCAUCAAAACUAAUUAAGGCUCCUGUGGACCCCAUAGCCCAACAUGGACAGUUGCAAGAAUAGGGAGAAAAUUGGUACAAAAAUAUCAAUUUAAUGAAGCUUGUGCUGUUUUUCCCUCCAGUUGUUAACAGAUGACUAAUGAACAGGAGGUUUGAGUUUGCAGAGCCAUGCUCGGUGUGAAAGUUAAUGGAUAGUAGUGAGUUCAGCUACCGUUUACUGAGGCAGGGAGGAGCUGGCUUAUUAAGUAAUUAAAAGGUGCUUUUACUGGAGAGAAGCAGAGUCAUCGGAGAUUGUACAGCUAGCUCGCUGUCAGCUGCACUGGACAGCAGGAACCUUGGCGUCGUCUUUUUGAACCAGUUUCAUGAGACUAUAAGCUGUGAUUUGUCCUUGACUGAAACAGAGCUAACAGGGGGAUUUAAAUAAGGCAGCGUAACACUGGGAAUCACAGCGCUGUCCUGAAACUGGCAUCUGGCAGCGGCUGUAUUUAGGUUGUAUUGUGUUUUUAGGUAUUGAAUUCUGUUUAUAUGCACAUGCAUAAGACAGUGAAACAAAACACUCAAAUCUCAGAUGAAUGAAUAUGUAGAAAUUCGCCGCAGCUCCCAAACAUGCCCAAAAUAAACACUGUUUAAGGAGUUUGAGAUCCAAUUGGAACUUGGUCAGAUAUUUAUUUUAGUUCCUUCACCACCCUCCCCCACCCACCAUGCUUUUUUUGGCACAUUGAACUAAAGCACAGAAAAAAUUUCUAUAUGUAAGCAUUGUGGCAGCAGUUGGGAACAGAGAGAAUUAAUCAAUGUGCCAGAAUGCUCCUGAAACUAACUUGGGCUUAAUGUUGAUAAAUAAACUCAACAUAAUGGAGGAUGGAGCAAGUAUGUGAAAUUCCUAACCCUUCUCCGAAAUUGCUGUUUUAUAUGGAAGGCUGUUAUUUAAAUACAUACCGCAGGUGUGUAUGAACAGUUUGGAGAGGUGUCAGUUGGCUGUGUAGUUUAAAUCUCGCCUCUGUGUCAGUAGGCUGUGGGUUCAAGCCUCAUUCUCGAGACUUGCAGUACUGAGGGAGAUGCUGUCAAUCGGAUUAUAUUAAACUGAGGCUCCUAUCUGCCAUCUCAGAUGGACGUAAAAGGUCCUGUGGCACUAUUUUGAAUGACAGUAGGGAGUUCGCCCCAGAAACCUGGCUGAUAUUUAUCCCUCAAUCAACAUCACUAAAUUAUCUGGCCAUUGUCACUUUGCCUGUUUGUGGGAUCUCACUGUGUGCAAAUUGACUGCUGUGUUUCCCACAAUGCAAUAGUGGCUUCACUUCAAAAGUACUUCAUGGGCUAUUUAAUCAUCUUUGGACAUCCCGGGGUCAAGAAUGUUGCUGUAUAAAUGCAAGUCUUUUCCUUUUGCUGUGACUUUAUUAACAUCUUUAUAAUGUGCACCUCCCACCCACAAAGGAUUGACUUAACAGUUUGUGUACCCUGACCCUUGAUAGAAAAUUGUCAUUCAGUUUAUGACUAAGCUAUGUGCCGCCUCCCCUUUCUGCUUCCGAAAGCCCGGAGAAUGCAAAUAGUUUCUGUAUACAUCACCGUGCUGAUUUGGAUUGGAGCUUUCCAAGUAGGUACAGCGUGUUUAGGGACUGCGUGGGGGCGCAACAUCUGCAGCAGGAUCAAGUAACCUUCCUUUAGAUUCAGUGAGAUGACUUUCCCAUUUGAUGCUUGUGCUAUCCCCUCACAAAGAACCCUUUCUAGGCUAGCCAAAACUUGCAAUGUGCCGAGUAAGGUUUGAUUUACAGAAUGCACAUCCAUAUUGUAAACCUAACAACAACUCUGCUGAUUAAAUGCCAUGGAAAGGA
Messenger RNA from Carcharodon carcharias (great white shark), 5916 nucleotides. It is a transcript of the gene eif2b5, whose product is annotated as eukaryotic translation initiation factor 2B, subunit 5 epsilon. Gene Ontology annotation, cellular component: eukaryotic translation initiation factor 2B complex. Gene Ontology annotation, molecular function: translation initiation factor binding; guanyl-nucleotide exchange factor activity; translation initiation factor activity. The coding region runs from base 28 to 2148 and encodes 706 amino acids. The record is from RefSeq and is a predicted model, not a curated record. The transcript has 16 exons. NCBI's taxonomy places the organism in Eukaryota, Metazoa, Chordata, Chondrichthyes, Lamniformes, Lamnidae. Gene Ontology annotation, biological process: biosynthetic process.